CAUCGAUUCGUGACGUUACCUUCCUCCGCAGGUUAACCUGUUUAUAUUUGUAAUGUUCCGCCAGGCUUUGAAUUAGUGUAAGUUCUAAUUAACAUCUUGAAGUCAUAUAACAUAUAAUGGAAAAGUCAGAAGAAAAUAACUUUGACCUCGUUUACCAUACUUUGAAAGACAUAGGAUGCUGCCAAAUGUGCUGUUUAAGGUUCAUUGGAGAGAAAACCUCUUAUUCUUAUCUAAAUGUUGAAGAAAUAAUAAAAAAGAGGGAAAUAAUUUUAAAUGAAAAAGCUAUAACUGGGAACAAAAUACAGAAAGACAAUGCAUGUGCAGCAUGCCUAGGUCUUAUUCAGAAACCAUACUGUGAUAUCAUCGUAGAAAGGGUUUUAAAAGAUUUAGAAGAAGCUGAUUAUGAUUGUGAUACAUUUAAUAUAGCCCUCACUCUGCCUGUGAGUUUUCAACUCAGAGCUCAUUCUAUGUUUCUUUACCUUCAAUCCAAAUAUCCAAAGUUUUCCAAUUUUCAUUUUCCCCUUGGUGUUGUGACAGUGGGAGUCAAAGAUGUGUGGAAAUGGGUAUUUACCCCUGUUAUUGCAAAGUUGCAAAAUAAGAAAUUUUCCACUUCAUCUGAUUUAACUAUUACAGUAGCUUUGAAAUAUGCUGAUGAAGAAAAAGAGUGUAUUUCCUUAUUUUCUAUGUUCCCUGACAAAUUCAGCAGAACCAAAAACCGUAAAAACCAAGGUAGUUUUGACAAUUUUUCACGUAAGAGUGCUGAAACGUCUCUGAAAAUUGUUGACUCGGAUAAAUUCUCUGAAUGCUAUGCCGUACCUCCUGUAAUACCAGAUUCCAAUAUUGUAUAUGAUAGCAUAACUAUGUUGCAUAGUUCUGUUUAUAUUGCUGGAAGAUAUAACAAGCUAUCACGUGUUUUGCCACAGACGCCUUGGCUUAUAAAUGGAGAAAGAAAACUUGAAGGUUCUGUAGAAGAGUUGAUAUCAGGUCCAAUGAAACGUAUUAUCAAAUCUCAAGACACACGUUUUGCGGCAUCUGGGAGAGAAGAUGUGGAUGUACGUACUUUAGGACGUGGAAGACCAUUCUACGUUGAACAUAUUGACCCACACAGGGUCCAAAUUGACUUUGGUACUAUGAGGCAACUGGAAGAUGAUAUUAAUAAAGAAGCCAAUGGUGAGGUAUUUGUCAGGGACCUACAGUUCAUUGACAAAUCUGCACUGGAAAUGCUGAAAGUUGGAGAAGAAACUAAGACUAAGGAAUACAGAGCUCUCUGCUUUCUUCUUGACCCGAAAGAAAGAGACAAUUGCAAUAAUAGACUUAAGGAUCUUUCAUCGCAGUUUCCUGUCAAACUCCAACAAGCUACUCCUAUUAGGGUACUACACAGAAGGCCUGUAGCUGUCAGAGAAAGAACUAUUCAUUGGCUCAAGACUACUCUUCUUCGGGAAGAUAAAGAUGUGUUUACAAUCAGCUUGAACACACAAGCUGGAACUUACAUUAAAGAAUUCAUCCACGGUGAUUUUGGAAGGACCAAGCCUUGCCUUGGAGAGCUCCUUGGCGGAAUUGAUGUUGAUAUUCUAGCUCUAGAUGUUGAGGAUGUACUGUUGGAUUGGCCUCCAGAAGUGAGCUCCAAGAAAGAACAGUUAUCAGAAUCCUAAUAUUUUCUUCAUGGUGAUAGAAAAUCAUCUUAAUGAUUAAUAUUUUUUAUAUCACUGUUUCAGCAAAGUUUGGCAACUCUCUUUGUAGUCAUAAUUUACUUUUAUAGUUUUUACAUGUUAACUGUUUUUUUAAAUUAUGUACUUAAUGUGGAUUUUUCUUAUGUUAAGAGAGAUCCUUAAUUCAUCUGUUUUAGAGAAAAAAGAGAUGAAGACAAUGUUAUACACAAUAAAUAAAUAUAUUUUUAUUUAUUACCA
Messenger RNA from Nezara viridula (southern green stink bug), 1907 nucleotides. Lineage: Eukaryota; Metazoa; Arthropoda; Insecta; Hemiptera; Pentatomidae. The record is from the annotation of a GenBank genome assembly.